This is a messenger RNA of Adineta ricciae, 246 nucleotides long. Lineage: Eukaryota; Metazoa; Rotifera; Eurotatoria; Adinetida; Adinetidae. The record is from the annotation of a GenBank genome assembly.
AUGGACAUCCAGAUAAGUCACUAUGCAUUCAAUCGACGACUGUUGAUGUUGAUCCUCAUCGUUCGAGGUUCUGCAACCGGAUAUACAGGUUCUGCAACUGGAUAUACAGGUUCUCCGAAUGGACAUCCAGAUAAGUCAGUACGUAUUCAAUCGACGACUGUUGAUCCUCAUCGUUCGAGGUUCUGCAACUGGAUAUACAGGUUCUGCAACUGGAUAUACAGGUUCUCCGAAUGGACAUCCAGAUAA